Molecule: messenger RNA, 1767 nt
Organism: Schistosoma spindalis
Lineage: Eukaryota; Metazoa; Platyhelminthes; Trematoda; Strigeidida; Schistosomatidae
Source: the annotation of a GenBank genome assembly
AUAAGUUAUAACCCCGUCUUUUCAAUCCCUAUUUAAUUCAAGUUUUUCUAUUCACCUAAAGAAUAAAAAUUUGGUUACAUUUUCCGUGUAAAUAAUAAAACACCAAAAGAUUCUUUAACAUAUUUGGACUAUGGCUAGUAGUGGAUUCCAGGAAGCGCAUGUCUCGUCUUCUUUGGGACUCGUCAGCUGAAUACUUUUUCCAUUUCAGUUACUUCGUCAUAUAACGUCAUCAUCAUCACUAGUCCUAAUUUCUCAAAAGAACAUCGAGAGAUUCUUUUAAAAACCAGUUACUAUUGAGAACACAGUUCCUUUCUGUGCAACUGUAGCGACUGCUGUAGUUCCGACUCAUAUUCAAAUACAGUAGAAUCUAAAAUUUAAUACAUAAAGAGCAAGCCAAAAUAUUAUGUCUACAUGAAGAAAUUAAAACACUGUGAUUUAAUCAAUUCUAAGUACUCAAUGCGUGAAUCGAGAAAGGAUCAUGUAAAUAAACUGGAUUUUAAAAAUCAAAAUUUCCAAUCUACCUCAAAUCUUUGUAGACAAAUCAAUGGGAGUACUAGUAGCAGGAGAACAAAGUGUGGUCAUCGCGAAAAUUCUACUUCGUCUAAAAAUAUGUACAAAUUAGACCAGUCAUAUUUGAAGUCAUCUCUAAAGAAAAAUAUUGAUAGUUCACCGUUAACUGACAACAUUUUUACAGUCAAUAUUAGACAGCAAAACCUGUCAAAAUCAUUGAAUUAUUCACGUCGCAUUAUUUCGCCUUUUUCUGAAAGUUCAACAGAUAAUAACUAUGAACUUAUUAAUUCCACUACAUCUUCAGUUUGUUCAAACGGAUGUUCAGUUGAAAACUCAUGGUCAAAUUUAUGGCGUAGUGGCCUUCCUGAGCAAAAGUUAACUGUAUGGUUACCUAGACGGUAUACUGAACAAGGUUAUGAACAACUUCAGUGUAGAUUGAGCAAAGCUUCAAGUAGCAUCAAACUACAUCAAAUUAGCUUUCCUGAUAUAAAUUUCCUAGAACUGGAUAGUAGUUUGACAUUGAAGACAAUCCAAAAGCUUUCACCACAGAGGAAUAUGACAUCCAACAGUUAUUGGGCGUCGAACGCUCGUUGUUCUGGUCACAAUGUUACUAUCGCUAUUAAUAACAAUAAUAAGAGUAGUACAAAUAAUUCCAGAAUUUCGAAUAAUCUUCAUAAAAAUGGAGAUGUACACCUGAUGCACCCUGAUAAUUCAAAUAAAUUAACCAUAAUGGGGAAUUCUUAUUCUGUCAAUAGACCUCCAGAUAUUAAAGAAAAAACUUUGGCACAACUGUCUCUUAUUAGAAAAGAAGAAAACUGCACAGUAUCAAUUGAUUCUGUACGCAUACACAAUAUGGAAGUAUUUCACUGUCAAAUGAUUAUGGAAAUACUAAUAUACAACAAAAACAUCUAUUCACUGUAUUUGUUCAGGUACCAAUGUGAAAGGUUAUAUGGAUCCGAUGGUAGGCGCACCAAUAGAAUACUUAAAUCGUAUAAAUGAACUGUCGAAACUACAGGCGAUUACCAAACGUUGGGAACGUACACGAUGUCGUCGUCGGGUGAAGAAAGAUAUGAGCAUUAACAAAUCAGUUACAGAUUCAAUUAAAUAAUUAAAUAUGAUUGUGAUACAUUUUUUUCUACCUUUUGUAAAUUGAUAUAAAUGCUUUAGCAUUUAAAAACUGUUUUUCAUUACUCGAUGUUUCAACUGAGAGUCAGAUAACUUUGAGGAUGAGAAAACAAACUUUGAUCUUCUGAAUAA